Penicillium longicatenatum is the source of this 1134-nucleotide messenger RNA. RefSeq lists its product as uncharacterized. The transcript has 6 exons. Lineage: Eukaryota; Fungi; Ascomycota; Eurotiomycetes; Eurotiales; Aspergillaceae. Gene Ontology annotation, molecular function: arylformamidase activity. Bases 1 to 1134 code for a protein of 377 amino acids. The record is from RefSeq and is a predicted model, not a curated record.
AUGGUGUCUCCCAAUCCCUCUGCCAGACUUUCCUCCAUCUCCAGUCACCUUGACAAGGAGAGAGCCUGUGAAGAAUCUCCAGGUGCCCACAAAAGUAUGAAGAUGUCUGUUAAGAUCCAGGAUCCGAAUCAAUUGCCUUGGGAUCCUAAUUGCGCUCGGUUUCCCUUGCUGAAGGAGCUUCCGAAGUUGCCCAAUGCGCCUGAAGGCGCAGCUUGGGUUUGGGGGGAUGAUGAUCAGCUGGGAAGACUGAAUCUCUUGACGAAGGAACGAGUUAUGGCGUCGGCUAAGGAGGUUACAACGGGGGAGAUGGUUCGACUGGAUCUUCCUCUCAAUGUCCCACAGAGACCUGCAUUUGAUCGUGAGGCAUUCAACCAUCAUAUCAAGACCGUUGUCGAAGAUAUUGUCUAUGACGACACAUACACUCUCAACACCCAGAGUGGCACGCAGUGGGAUGGAUUCCGACAUUUCGCCCAUAUUCCUACAAAGACAUUCUACAACAGAACAACGGGCAAAGACAUAACAGGCCCAAACGCCAAUAAUAACUGCAGCAUCGAUCACUGGGCAAACCACGGCGUAGCAGGCCGAGGUAUCCUGCUCGAUUAUCGCCACUACGCCCAAACCCACAACAAACCCUACGAUCCCUAUACCACGCACGCAAUAACCUUCGCCGAGCUGACAGCCUGCGCAAAGUUCCAAAAUAUCGAUCUCCGCCCAGAAUCACAAGGCGGCGAUAUCCGCAUCGGCGACUUCCUCUUAAUCCGCUCCGGCUUCGUAGAGCGAUACCACGAGCUUAGCCCAGAGGUACGCCUUGCUGCAGCGGCACGGUCACACGAUGAUAUCAGCUUCGCAGGUGUAGCCCGCGAGCCUGCAAUGAGGACCUGGCUGCAUGAUUGCUAUUUUGCGGGUGUUAUGGGGGAUUCGCCCACUUUUGAGGCAUGGCCUGUUCCUGAGCAGGAGUAUUUGCAUGAGAGUUUGUUAGCGCUUUGGGGGUGUCCUAUUGGAGAGAUGUGGGAUUUGGAGAAGCUGGCGAAGAGAUGUCGAGAGAUGGGGAAGUGGACUUUUUUCAUGACUAGUGCGCCCGCCAAUAUGCCUGGUGGCGUUGGGUCGCAUGCUAAUGCGACUGCUAUUUUGUAG